UCUCUACCGGGGAAUUACUUCCUACGCACUGAGUGAAAAAACAAGGAGCGUUAGCUUAUCAGGUAGCCAACAUGCGAGAUAAAUAGUUUGGUUAUGUGUUAAUUUAUCGGUAAAGACUACUGCCUAAUUGAAUUAGUAGUUCGUUAAAUUUAUUGUUUUUUUGGUGUUUUGUUUUAGCUAAAGAUUUAGCUUUUUUUUUUUAGUAGUUGCGGACCUGAGCGAAGCGAGGACGGUUAGCGUGAAAACUGACGUUAACGUAUAUAAUUUUAGAAAAAUCGGGGCAGUGUUUGUUGUGCAUCAUAAAUGUGCACAGUGCUGUUGUGCAAACUGAACAGGUAAAAUAAGCGAAGCAACUAAAACGCUUCCGUGCCUGCAGUUGGCAUCUGAGGCCCACACGAUGGCUGCUGCACAACCUGCAGCCGAACCGAGUUCCUCCAAAAACGACAUCGAUAUAUACAGCGACUUGCAUGCGAACGAUGAGGAUUUGGAAGCAAACGACCUUUUUGAUGCUGUUCUUACUGGAACGGUUGAUCAAGACAAAAAGACGAUCACUAAGGAAGCUUCGGCUAAAAAAGAGGAUAAACCAAAAGAUGGGAAUGCACAUAAAGGAAGAGACUCUUCAGUGAGACUCUCUUUAUACAUUGGGAAUUUCUCUUGGUGGACAUCUGAUGAAGACCUUUUAAAUAUAGCCAAAAGACUGGGUGUAAAGGACGUCGAAGAGAUCAAAUUUGCUGAAAACAAAGUUAACGGCCUGUCAAGGGGCUAUGCAGAAGUGGUGGUGUUGUCUGAAAAUUCCUUUAAAAUAUUAUUGGAAAAAAUACCACAAUGCCAUAUCAAUGGGGAGAAAUUAGUGUGCCGUUAUGCCACUCUCCAGAAUCUUUCUGUAUUUGAGGAUAUCGCAAAUAAACGUAUGCCCGUACAAGCUAGUUCCGAUUCUAAAGAAUCUAUUUCCACACAAAAGACUUCCACACCAGUAUCAUCACAGCAGCCCAGGAACCCUCCUGGACCUCCACCUUUCCCACCACCUUCAUUUCCACCUAGUUUUCCUCCAUCGCCCAGUCCUUUCCUCCUUCAGCCACCCCCUCUGUUCCCAAACAUGCCACCUGUAAUGUCGCCACUCAUUCCACCUCCUUUGUUCUCGCUGCAUCCUGCUCAGACAACUGGCCAACCACCUUCUGGUUUUCACAUGAGUCCUCCUUUCUUCAGCCAGACACAGGAAAGACCGAGCAGACCGUUAUACAGCCAACCAGCAAAACUCUCUCAAAGCAAAGACGAUUUUGAAGAACUAAUGAGCAGAAACCAGACCAUUGCCAGCAGUGCAAUCACCAAGGCCAUAUCUGGGGCAACAGCUGGAGAGCAGCAGAUGGCCAUGGAGACACUAUUAACGGCGAUUGCCAUCAUAAAGCAGUCUAAAGUGCACGGGGAUGAACGCUGCCGAGCUUUGGUCACCUCACUCAAAGACUGUUUAGUCUCGAUCCAAAGCAACUGUGAAACCAGCAGGCGUUCAAGAGAGAAAGACAGAGACCGGGACAGAGGUCGUGAAAGAGACCACGACCGCGACAGAGAUCGUGACAGAGAGCGAUACCGAGAUCGUGACCGAAGUGACUCUUACAGCAGGGAAGGUGCGGGAACGUCUCGAAGACAUAGAGAACAUUCCUGGAGUGGAGACAGGGACAAAGAGCGCUUACGAGAGCGAGAAAGACAUCGAGAUUACAAAGACCGAUACUACUAACCUGACUGAAGAAUCCUGCCGGGGAAAGAUGAGCAUUUUCUUGCACCAAGGUUGAUAAAUGUCAAAACUCUUUGAAGCUGAGACAUUGGAUGUUUGAAAGUAUGAAACCUACUUUUUAUCAGUUAUAUUCACCAUGUCUGAUUUGUUUUAAGAAAAAGUUGUGUAGAUUCAUUCUUGUAUUAUAGAAUUUCAACAUGCAUGUAGUGAACACCUGUUAAUAACUUGUUUUCAUUCUUUUUUUUGUAUAAAUUCUACAAAUAAAAAAAAAUCCUCCA
This is a messenger RNA of Nothobranchius furzeri (turquoise killifish), 2007 nucleotides long. Its product is annotated as cleavage and polyadenylation specificity factor subunit 7. NCBI's taxonomy places the organism in Eukaryota, Metazoa, Chordata, Actinopteri, Cyprinodontiformes, Nothobranchiidae. The record is from RefSeq and is a predicted model, not a curated record. Gene Ontology annotation, molecular function: mRNA binding. Gene Ontology annotation, biological process: mRNA alternative polyadenylation. Gene Ontology annotation, cellular component: mRNA cleavage and polyadenylation specificity factor complex.